Molecule: messenger RNA, 1192 nt
Organism: Daktulosphaira vitifoliae (grape phylloxera)
Lineage: Eukaryota; Metazoa; Arthropoda; Insecta; Hemiptera; Phylloxeridae
Product: lipase member H-like
Exons: 7
Coding region: 50-1117 (355 amino acids)
Biological process (GO): lipid metabolic process
Molecular function (GO): lipase activity
Source: RefSeq, a predicted model, not a curated record
AAAUUUAUUUUAUAAAACAAAUUAUUUUAGAAUAAUCUUAAAUAACACAAUGUAUUUUUUUAUACUCCUAGUAUUUCUUCCAAGUAUUGAACAGAAAAACUUGAAAAAAUAUUCGGUAACUGAAGAAACGAGUGAAGAUGGAUUGAUUAGUAAUGAAAAUAUAAAAUGGAUGCUUCUACCAAACGGUCGAGGAGAUCCACAGCUGGCUAUAUUAUCAGGUCUUGAGCGAAAUUCUGAACAGGAACCAUUAAUUGAAAAUAUAAAAUUUUAUUUAUAUACCAGGGAUAAUCCUAUAAGAGCUGAAGUACAAUCUAUGGAUAAAAACUGCUUACCGAUUUUCAAGUAUUUUCGACCACAGAGAAAAACUAAAGUUUUAGUUCAUGGAUUUGGUGAUAGUGCUUCAGAUUCAAUUAUGUUUCCCCUUCUCAGAGAUGCAUUUUUGAAUUACAACGAUUACAAUAUUUUUACUGUCGAUUGGUCGCAGUUAGCGGCUAUUCCUUGGUACAAUUCAGCAGUGAAAAAUACAAAAAAUGUAUCGAAACAUUUAGCUUUAUUCAUUGAACACAUGUCCACAUCAACUGGAGCUCACGUGGAAGAUUUUCAUUUGAUUGGAUUUUCUUUAGGAGCUCAUGUUGUAGGAUUAACUAAUACUAAUAUAAAAUCUGGAAGUGUGAAGCAUAUUACAGGUCUUGAUCCUGCUGAAGUAUUAUUUUCGAAUGCUGGUCCUGAUCAACGUCUUGAUUAUAGUCAAGCUAAAUUAGUUGAAGUAGUACAUACAUCUGGUGGAUUCCUCGGAUUUAAAAAAAGAUUAGGUCACCGAGAUUUUUAUCCAAAUGGAGGUAAUUGGCCUCAACCGGGAUGUGUAAUUGAUUAUGCUGCGGUCUGUAGCCAUCGAAGGGCAUACUACUACUAUAGUGAAGCUAUAAAUCGUAGUGAUGCAUUUGUUGCAUUACCUUGUGAAUCUUAUGAAAAUUUUAAGAAUGGAUUAUGUUCAAACAAUACAGAACUAUCCGUUCAAUUGGGUAAAUCACCAUAUGAUAAAUUGAAAGAAGGAAAUUAUUAUUUAAAUACAAAUUCAGACUCGCCCUACGGAAAGGUGAGUAAAAAUAAGUAUUAGAAAUUAACGAAAUUCUCUAAUUUUGUUUAAACAUUGUUUAAAAUGUUGUAUUGAAUAUAUUAAACUUGAAUAGAA